UUAUACUGUUUUUCUCUCUCCACUUUUUUUUUUGUUUGUUUGUUUUUUUUUUUCUCUCUUAUCGCUCUGUUUUCUGGACUUUCCAGGCGAGUUCUCUUUUCAAAACCCUAAAUUCUCAUUCCCAAAUUAUCUCCAACCGUUUCAUUGCUUAAAUCAUCAACAUGUAUAUAUAUAUUUUUUAAAGAUUCAUACGAGUAAAAUUUCAUAUAUUUUUUUUUUCACAAUUUUUAUUAUUAUUUAAUUUGUGAUUAUUAAGGAAUUAGAAAUACUAAUUAUUGUUGUUAAUUUGCAACUAGACCCGUAAAUUUUUUUUAUAAUAUUUUUCUGGGUUUCAAUCAAAGUUAGAAAAAAAAGGAAAUUAUUUAAAGUAUUUUGGUUUUUUUUCGGUGUUUUGUUUCCUGGGAAAACACAAAGAAGGGGAAAUUUGUUUGAGGCAAAUUUUGUUUUGGGGUGACUGUGAUUUGGCUGGUUUUGGAGAGGUUAAAGACACGGUGACACUUGUGACCUUAGCGGUGUAAAAAUUGUGAAUUUUUUUUAUUAAUUAAGUUUUGUUUUGGUUUUUGAGGGUGAUGAUUGAAUUUAAGGGUGAAUUUGGAGAAUCAUUGGUGACCCUUUUCUUGUUGUGGUUGUGGAUAGCUGUUAUUUUCAUCUCUUUAGUUUUUGGGAUGAGUAGGAAUGGUGGUCAGAAACAAGGACGCCUUCUUCGUGGAGGUGUUGCAGCCGCAGAUAGUAGUGGCAGAGCCAACAGCAAUGGCUUUAUUCCCAGCUCCUUUCGUACUCUCUCUGGUUACAUGAAGACUGUUUCAUCUGGUGCUUCUAUUGUUGCUCGGUCUGCAGCCGCCUCUUUUGCAUCGUCCAUUUUGGAUAAGGAUGGUGGUGCUGAUCCUAAUCAGGUUAUUUGGGCUGGGUUUGACUCGAUAGAGGGCCAGGGAAAAGUCAUUCGAAAAGUACUUCUUCUAGGCUAUUCAUCUGGCUUCCAUGUUUGGGAUGUUGAUGAUUCAAAUAAUGUCUGUGAUCUAGCUUCCAGACAUGAUGGUCCUGUUUCUUUUAUGCAAAUGGUUCCAAGUCCAAUUGUAUCAAAGACACCAGAGGACAAGUUUGCAAACAGGCGUCCUUUGUUGGUAGUUUGUACAGACAGUUUCUUGGCUGAUGGAGGCAAAAUACAAGAUGGGUUGGUUGCCACUUGCAAUGGGGGUGCAUUAAACUGCCAUGACCAAGUAAAGGGAAACUGUCUGCCAACUACUGUUCAAUUUUAUUCUAUGAGGUCUCAAUCGUAUGCUCAUGUACUAAAGUUUAGAUCAGUUGUUUAUUCUAUAAGAUGUAGUUCUCGAAUAGUUGCUGUUUCUCAAGCCACUCAGAUACACUGUUUUUCUGCAACAACUUUAGAGAGAGAGUAUACUUUACUCACCAAUCCUAUAGUCAUGGGUGGUAUUGGUUCUGGAGGCAUUGGCUUUGGACCACUUGCAGUGGGUCCUAGAUGGCUGGCCUACAGUGGAAGCCCAGCUGCAACAGCCCCUUCUGGGCGUGUCAGCCCACAGCAUUUGACACCUUCUGCAAGCUUUCCUUGUUUUUCUUCAAAUGGGAGCUUGGUUGCACACUAUGCUAAAGAGUCUAGCAAGCAUCUUGCUGCUGGGAUUGUGACCCUUGGUGAUAUGGGGUAUAAGAAACUUUCCAGAUACUGCUCAGAACUUCGCCCAGAUAGCACUGGUUCUAUACAAUCUGCAAAUUCUAGCCCAAAAGGAAAUCGAAUGAUUAGCCAUUCAACAGAUGUGGAUAACAUUGGGAUGGUCAUUGUAAGAGAUAUAGUCAGUAAAAAUGUCAUUGCCCAAUUCCGGGCCCACAAGAGUCCUAUUUCAGCUUUAUGCUUUGAUCCUAGUGGUACCAUAUUAGUGACGGCUUCUGUUCAGGGGCAUAACAUUAAUGUUUUUAAGAUAAUGCCUGGAUAUGAGAGAGUGUCAACAUCUGAUGCUGGCCCAUCUUAUGUUCAUCUUUACAGGCUGCAACGUGGUUUUACAAAUGCAGUUAUUCAAGAUAUCAGUUUUAGUGUUGAUAGCAAGUGGAUUAUGAUUAGUUCCUCAAGGGGAACUAGCCAUCUAUUCGCUAUAAAUCUUCAAGGAGGGCCUGUAAAUAUUUUGUCAUAUGACAAUAGCUUAACUGAAAAUAAUGAUGGAUUGGGUGUUAUGUCUAAUCAAGCGGUUCGUUGGCCUCAUAGUUCAUCUUUAAAAAUUUGUAAACCGCAGAGCCUUUGUGCUGUGGGUCCUCCAAUAACACUUUCUGUUGUAAGCAGAAUUAGGAAUGGAUCUAAUGGCUGGAGAAGCACAGUAACUGGUGCUGCUGCAGCUGCAACAAGUAGGAUGAGUUCCCUUUCUGGGGCUAUUGCUUCAUCUUUUUGUAACUUUGAAGGCAGCAGUAGCUUUUAUGUUAAUGGGAACUAUUCCAAGGAAAAGUAUCAUCUGUUGGUCUUUUCACCUACUGGUUCUAUGAUACAAUAUGCUCUGCAGACAAUUAGCAGUCAAGAUUCAGUUGUUGUUUCUGGAUUAACACCUGCAUAUGAAUCCGUCCCACUGACUGAUGCAAGAGUAGUAGUUGAGCCGAUCCAGAAAUGGAGUAUAAGUCGGAGACAUAGUUGGAGAGAGGGAGAAGAUAAUAUUGAUAUAUAUGGUGAGAAGGAAGCUUCAGACAGCAAUAAUGUAUAUUCAAAGGAAGUGAACGAGGAUAGUAUCAUUGGCCCAAAAAUCAAUGACAUAUCCCAGAAAUUGAAUUCCUAUUCUGAGAAAGAAUGUCGCUUGUAUAUUUCAGAAGCUGAACUACAAAUGCAUGAAGCUAAGAUUCCAUUGUGGUCAAAGACUGAGAUAUAUUUUCACUCGAUGGGUAAAGAGGCUACUUUGAUGGCGGAUGAACAAGUCUCUUCCAGAGGGGAAUUUGAGAUCGAAAAGAUUCCAACUCAUGUGAUAGAAGUUAGGUCAAAAGACUUGGUUCCAAUUUUUGACUAUAUGCAAACCCCAAAAUUUCAACCAUUAAGGACUCUUGCUGUGGAUAACAGAAAUGAACAACUUUUGCAUCAAAGUUAUAAGUUGUUUGAAAAGGGAAGAGUUUCACCCAGGAGUUUUUUGGAAUCUCCUGAUUGUAUUAUGACUAAUUCUAGUGGAACUAUUGCUGAAACUGGGAUUCAAGGAAAUGAGUGGAACGAUCAUUUGAUUCCGGUAGAAACAAAGGGAUUUGUAAAUAAAGAUAACACCCUUAAACCAAAUACUAGGCCAAAGAUUGUAAAUAAUAGAAUUGAGUACUUCAACAUGGAUGAUCGACAUAUGUUUGUAUACGGUGACAGUAGAGGCCUGAAUCUGGAGAAUGACUGUGAAGAAAAAAGAGAUGAAUUUGAUUGAAGGUAUGAAAUAUUCUUUCAUUUCACACUAAUGGCUUUGUUAACUUGGUCAAUUAUUGUGGAAGAGGUAGAGAAGUUUGAGGUUUAGGGGCUUGACUGCUGUGCCAAAAUGUGGAUAUUACUUUGAGAUUCUUCUGUUGACCCUGUAAAUAACAGACAUUGCAUAUCAAUAAUUAGUUGUGAUGGAUUUAUUCUUUUAAAUUGAACUGAUGUGUAAAGUGAGAAAGGAUGCAUGCUUAUUCUAUCACUUUACACUACUCAAUUUAGAGGUUUCAAAUUCAGUUGUAAUUUAUGGUAUUGAUGUAAAUAAUAGAAUCGACUUGUAUCUUA
Messenger RNA from Cajanus cajan (pigeon pea), 3712 nucleotides. Its product is annotated as autophagy-related protein 18f. Lineage: Eukaryota; Viridiplantae; Streptophyta; Magnoliopsida; Fabales; Fabaceae. Gene Ontology annotation, cellular component: cytoplasm. Gene Ontology annotation, molecular function: protein binding. The record is from RefSeq and is a predicted model, not a curated record. Gene Ontology annotation, biological process: response to starvation; autophagy.